Molecule: messenger RNA, 2017 nt
Organism: Diabrotica virgifera virgifera (western corn rootworm)
Lineage: Eukaryota; Metazoa; Arthropoda; Insecta; Coleoptera; Chrysomelidae
Product: GRIP and coiled-coil domain-containing protein-like
Exons: 1
Coding region: 219-1925 (568 amino acids)
Biological process (GO): response to heat; protein refolding
Molecular function (GO): protein folding chaperone
Source: RefSeq, a predicted model, not a curated record
AAAAAUAUUGAAUCAUUGAAUGAUUUGUUUAAAUUUUUAUUCUAGACACUUCUGGAUUCUGGUUGUAAAAGAAUUUCAUAUAAAUACAAUGCCGGAGUUUUAUAAUUAUCAGUUCGACUAUAGUAUUCAAGUGCGACCAAGUGAAUUAUUAGUAAAAAGUUUCAUUGAAUUUUCAAUCUUGGACUUUGAAAGAAAUUUUAAAUCAACAAGUAAAAAAUAUGGAUAUUUUUCCAAACCUAUUUCAAGACAACUUUUGGGCACCUAACUGUCCUGGCCGUGGUGCAGAUUCUGGAAAUCUUGUGCAAAAUAUUACAGAUGUCUUAAAUUCCAUCGCAAUAGCUAAAGCCAUGUUCUGUCCAGAAUAUGACAUCAACAACCAAGAUGUGAAUGGUAAUUCUGAAGUGCCACAACCUAGUACCUCUGCUACGACUGACAAAACCAAUUUUGAAGCCAAUCCAGGCGACAAUUUUAAAGAAGAUAUCUUAAAUUCCAUUGCAAUCGCUAAAGCAAUGUUCUGUCCAGAGUAUGACAACAAUCAAGAUGUGAAUGAUAAUUCUGAAGUGCCACAACCUAGUUCCUCUGCUAGGACUGACAAGACCAAUUUUGAAGCCAAUCCAGGUGACGAUUUUAAAGAAGAUAUCUUAAAUUCCAUUGCAAUCGCUAAAGCAAUGUUCUGUCCAGAGUAUGACAACAAUCAAGAUGUGAAUGGUAAUUCUGAAGUGCUACAACCUAGUUCCUCUGCUACGACUGACAAGACCAGUUUUGAAGCCAAUCCAGGUGACGAUUUUAAAGAAGAUAUCUUGAAUUCCAUCGCAAUCGCUAAAGCAAUGUUCUGCCCAGAAUAUGACAACAGCCAUGAUGUGAGUAGUAAUUCUGAAGUGCCACAACCUAGUACUUCUGCUAUGACUGACAAAACCAAUUUUGAAGCCAAUUCAGGUGAGAGUAUUAAAGAAGUUAUCUUAAAUUCCAUCGAAAUAGCUAAAGCAAUGUUUUGUCCAGAGAAUGACAACAACAACCAAGAUGUGAGUGGUAAUUCUGACAUGCCACAACCUAGUACCUCUGCUAUGACUGACAAACCUAAUUUCGAAGCCAAUGCAGUGGACAAUAUUAAAGAAGAUAUUUUAAAUUCCAUUGCAAUCGCUAAAGCCAUGUUCUGUCCAGAAUAUGACAACAGCAAUCAAUGUGUGAGUGGUAAUUCUGAAGUGCCACAACAUAGUUCCUCUUCCACGACUGAAAAAACUAAUUUCGAAGCCAAUCUAGAGGACAAUGUUAAAGAAGGUAUCUUAAAUUCCAUCGCAAUAGCUAAAGCAAUGUUCUGUCCAGAAUAUGACGGCAACAAUCAAUAUGUGAAUGGUAAUUCUGAAGUGCCACAACCCAGUUCCUCUGCUACUACUGACAAAACUAACUUCAAAGGCAAUCCAGUGGACAGUAUUAAAGAAGAUAUCUUAAAUUCCAUCGCAAUAGCCAAAGCAAUGUUCUGUCCAGAAUAUGACAACAACAACCAAGAUGUGAAUACAAACUCUGAAGUGCAACAACAUAGAUCCUCUGUUACGAGUGACAAAAAUAAAUUCCAAGCCAACUGCGAUGUACAGCAUUUUAAGCCUGAAGAAAUCACUAUUAAGGUAAAUAAUGAUAAAUCUAUUACUAUAGAAGCCAAACAUGAAGAGAAACCAGAUGAGCAUGGUACAAUUUACAGACAUUUCGUAAGAAAGUAUGUGUUACCCGAAAAUUGUGACAUUGACAGGGUAGAAUCCAGGUUGUCCAUCGAUGGAGUAUUGACCAUCACAGCUCCCAUAGUCACUGAGAAUGCAGUAGAACAUAGAACCAUCCCAAUUAUAAGGACAGGAGAACUGGUUAGACCCCAACAAAACUUGGCACAUGAAAGGAAGGAGCAAGUGGAAGAUAAAGAUGUUAUAGAAAGUUAAAUUAACACAUUAGAAUAUUUUUUAUACAUAUAUCUAUUUUUAACAUUAUAAAAUAUAUAAUUAGAUUUUAUAAAUAAAUAGUGUUUAAAUUA